Messenger RNA from Trichomonas vaginalis G3, 1631 nucleotides. Its product is annotated as DDE endonuclease family. Gene Ontology annotation, molecular function: DNA binding. The record is from RefSeq and is a predicted model, not a curated record. Lineage: Eukaryota; Parabasalia; Trichomonadida; Trichomonadidae. The transcript has a single exon. The annotation marks the transcript as partial. Gene Ontology annotation, cellular component: nucleus.
AUGGAAUUUCUCACAGUCGAAUUUUUUGGUAGACAACAAAAGUUUAUCAUCAAUUGUCGCGCCGAAGGUAUGACAUAUAGUCAAACUAAGCUUGCAUGGGAGGAAGAAUACCCAGAUCUCGGAACUUUAACAUCCAAUCUCAUUGCUACUGCACUUAAAAGAGCUGCAUUAGGUCUAUACUGGGAAAAAGGGAAUCAUGGCGGUGCAGAUCCAUACCUAUGCGAGCGUGAUCAGCUCACUUUAAAAGAAAUUAUCGAAGAUUCUGCUUACAAAGGUGAAGCUCUAGAAGCAGUUGACAUUAUUGACGAGGCGUUCAAGUUGAAAGAGCUCAGAAGAGAUUAUGGUUACAGAUUCCUUCUUGAGAUUAAUUGUCCUACUCUUGCAGAAGAAGUUAUCAAUACUCUUGGUGGUGAUGAUGUAUCGAGACCUUAUGUUAACCAUAUUUUACAGCAAUUGCAUUGCAAGCUUAAGGCAUGCCAAGAGAUUGAAGAAUCAAGAUACAUGGCGUGUGAACCAAGAAUUAUCGAAGAAUUCUACGAUAAACAUCGUGAAACAAUCGAAAGUACUCCAGAGGAGUUGAUUUUUAGUAUCGAUGAAACAUUCAUAAACAAAUUUAAGAAGAAGAAAGUUGCAUUACCUGAGGAGAUAGAGCAUAUGAUCGCCAAAGGAAUUCCAAACUUUCCGCACAUUACAGCUUUAUGUGGAUGCUCAAUGACAGGCAAAUCUGUCCCACCUCUCUUUGUUCUCCCAUGUAUUGCAGAACUACCUAGAGAACUGAAAGUAUUCCAGCGCGAAAGACAUUGUUGGUUUACUUCUACGCCAAAAGGCUGGGUGAACAGAAGUGUAUUCUUAUUGUAUUGCAUUUUCUUCAUCGAGUGGCUUAACUUUGAACGCCAGAGAAUGCCAGAAGAUAUACGUGACAAGCCUGCUCUCAUUGUGUGUGAUGGACACUCCAGCCGCGAGAAUCCUCUGGCAUUGUUCCUUUUGGCAAGUGCCAACAUCAAAUUAAUUGUUCUUCCCGCACAUACAACACACAUUUUACAAGUAUUUGAUGUUGGCAUUGCCAAAAGAUUAAAGUCCAAAUUCACGGAUUAUCUGAGAGAUUACAUUAAGGCACCGAAGCAAGAGUUCAACAGCAAUGCUGCAAUGAUGCGCUACGCCAUUAUCUACUCAUUUAUUAGCGCAUGGCAAGAAUCAGUAUCAUUAAGAACGGUUCAAAAUGCUGCCGCCGCCUGCGGUCUUUGCCCUUGUUCUGUAGAAGCUCUCAAACAUAAUAAGUAUGUUCGUGAAUUGACUCCUGCAGAAAAAGAAUUGCAAGAGAAAAGAAAUUACCGUAAUCGAAAUCGUUUUAACAUCAAUGGUGAAGAAUUGACGACGAUGGACAUGAUUUGCGCAAUUUCUGACAAUAUUAAGAAGAAUCCUGCAAAUCACAGAUUUUGCAGGAAGCCAGAACAAGACACCAAGGAACGUUUCUACUUUUGGAUUACAAACUAUCUUGAUCCCAGCACUGAGUUGUUGACAAAACUCCCUAAUAUGCCAGGUUAUAUCCAAAUGAUUAAAAAAAAAAAAAAAAAAAAGGUAAUGGGGCUUCCAGGCACUUCGUGCCUUCUAGCCCUGAUGUUGAUGUUUAG